Messenger RNA from Armigeres subalbatus, 2992 nucleotides. RefSeq lists its product as uncharacterized. The record is from RefSeq and is a predicted model, not a curated record. The transcript is spliced from 2 exons. Bases 981 to 1844 code for a protein of 287 amino acids. Lineage: Eukaryota; Metazoa; Arthropoda; Insecta; Diptera; Culicidae. Gene Ontology annotation, molecular function: catalytic activity.
AAUAGAUUUAAAAGCUAUAUUAGUAUGCCGCCGGAUAUAAAAACUGUACGAAUAGAAUCAUAAAUGUGUGUAAUUCUUUGUUUUCCCAUACAAUUUGUAGAUUUGCAACCCUCCUCAAAGUGAAAAUGUUUAAACUAGAAACAGUACAUUAUAGAUUUGGAUGGAGUGCAGAUGGUAGACGAUAUAUGUAAGAGGCAAUUGAACUAUAAAUUGCAUCAGCUGUUUGUGAUUUUUUAAUUAUCUUUUUGUGGAUGAUGUUGGGAGAACCAUUUAUUGUUAACAACGCAAACAUCGGAAGACUGCCAUGGGCCGAGUACGUAACCCGAAUGUCGGACAAUAACCCAAACAAUUCUUCUCGAUAGCGGUCCGACGAUCCCAAUACCGGGCACUUCUCUUGCAGAGGUCCCUCCACCAUCUUAUGUCGUACAAAAGAAGCUAUUGAAAAGUCCCUCAUGUUGCAAACUUUGUACUGUGGUAACCCUAUGCGAACGCUUGAGAACUCGCUCAGAGAAGCGAGAAAGCAGGAAGAGAAAAAAGGGAAUUAAGUAGUUUUAGACAUGUAUCGAAUAGGAGAAAUAUACUACGAUCAGAAGUUAACUAACUACCCACUGAACAAGACGUGUUUACGCUUACUAUAUCUAGAAGACAAAGUCUACUCCCCUUUUUACAAGAUACUUCAUGUACAAAAUUUGAAAUUGAAGCAAAAUUGUUUAAAACUUCUUUCGCCUUACUUCCUACCCCUUCAUGCCGUCUUCCGGGCACCCCGGGGAUACCAAACCGGGCAAUAAGUUCCAACAGACACAGCGUUCUAGGCCUCCCAGGCACUCCAACCUGGGUUGGAAGUCCUACAUAUUCCAGCAUCUUCAUCCAUUUCCUUCCGCACUUCCAGCUCUGUUUCCGGAUCCAGGAAACACCUACAUUUGACCGCACAAGAAUCUCCCGUCGAGCACAGCACACCUGCGGAUACGGAUCCGAGGUACAUGAUCCCUACACACAACCUGGUUUCUUCCCACCUGACCAGCACAGCUCGACUGGUACGUCGAACACGUCGCCCCUAUCUUCCACCGGAUCAGAUCAAGUGGAACAUCAACGGCUUCUGGAAUAAUCUUCCCAAUCAGGAGCUGUUAACGCACGACAGCCCGCCGUGGAUCAUUGGCCUGCAGGAGCUCAAUCGGGUCACACUUAACUCCAUGGAUCUCUCCCUCGAAGGAAAGUACAAGUGGGCCAUUAAUGUAGGUCCUAACAUCCGGCAUUCCGUGGCGAUAGGGGUCCAUCGGGAUGUCCCGUUCGACGAACACUUCCCAGUUGUCGGAGUCCGUCUCCGAGGUAGUUUCUUAGUUAGUGUGGUAAACGUCUAUUUACCCUGCGGCAAUCUGCCGGGCAUCAUAAGAAAGGUAAGCAAUAUAAUCAACGAGUCUCCUUCCCCUGUUCUCCUAUUGAGGGACAUGAACGCGCAUCACCCGGCCUGGGGUGAUUUUAGGACUGAUCCCCGAGGUACCGCCCUACUUGAAUCGUUCGAAACUGCGGACCUUGUACUACUCAACCAUGGUGCCGCAACCUUCUUCAAUGGCCACUCGUUGCCGCUAGUCGAUCUAUUCUAUCCGCUCUCAAGUCAGUGGGAAGUAUCUUCGGACUUAUCCGGGAGCAACCACUUUCCGAUUUCGGUCACCGUCCAUGCCUCGCUCUCGGAAAUCACCCAGAGGCCAAGAUGGCGCUAUGAUGCAUAUGACCUCCACGUCCGACGGAUGUUUGAACGAAACACGCCCACAACCCUUCCCGAGUUCACUCAAACCGUCCUUGAUGCCGCUGUUGCCUGCAUCUCGCAAACAAGCAACCGGACAUAACAAAAGGCACUCCGCUGGUGGAAACGCGUCGGGCGGUUAACGCUAGAAGAUAGGCCCUCCGAGCGCGAAGCGAACUUCUUGCUAAUCAUCCUGAUAAGGGAAAUGCCCUUCAGGCCUCGAUUUAGUCAGCCCGACUCAAUCCGCUGCCGAACUACCGUGCACCCACCAUACUUUGCGCAGUUAAGGAAAUUCAAAAUUUAAUCAACUCGUACAACUUACAAAAGGUAGCUAUCCGCCUGAAAUAGUUUUCAUGCUGUAGUAUUAUUAUCAUAUUAUUGUUUGAUAACCAAAUUUGGUACAAAAAUUUAAAAUAAAUAGUAAAUUGAACAUCAAAGCAGACCCAUUAUUAUAUGCCUAACUUUGCGCACAUAACUUGAAAAAUUUCUAACACGAAGCAAGCGUCUAUCAUACAAUUUUUCAUCCAAAUUUUAUUUUUUCAACUAAUACUACUAUUACAAAUCAUGUUCAUUCCAUUUGUAGGCAUAUAUGAGCAUAUUUGAGAAAAUGAGGAUGCCCGGCAUUAUUUUCUUAUGAUUUGACAUACUUGGUAUGUUUUCACGUCUGUUGGUGUAUAUACAGCCUCAUUUAUGUACAUUGAACACAGCCAACAAAUUUUUUUUUUGGCGCGAACCCUUUCCCGAUGAGGUAUUCAUAAAUGUUGAAAAUAUCGAAGAAAUACGAGUUGUGCGCAAAAUUAGGUACACUGUAUUGAAAAAUGGUUCCUAACAUUGCGCAUAAUAUAUUUUAACGAAAAAUAUGAAUAACAAACCAAAUUCUCAUGAGAUGGCUUCAACAAUGUUAUAAUUAUUGGAUUCAUGUGUAAUCAGUUGUCACCGAACGUAAAAAAUUACAAAAAAUACAGUUUUUCGGGUAGACCGUCACUUGUCAUUUGUGCUAAGAACACGCCAUUUUGGUAAUUUUCACUGUUUUCAGUACACAUUUCAACCAUUAAAAUGAAAAAUGCGUCAUUUAACUGCGGCAAAAUGCAUGCACUGUUAUAAUAACAUGUAUAUUGUGCUGACAAGUUGUAAUUAUAUUUCGAAAUUUCAAUUGAAACGCAUUCUAUAACAAAAAUAAUUUAUAAAUAAAAAAUAUUUAUAAAAAAUAUAUAUAAAAAAUAUAUAUAAAAAAAAUAUAUAAAUAUAAAU